Messenger RNA from Phlebotomus argentipes, 576 nucleotides. RefSeq names its product ras-like GTP-binding protein RhoL. The coding region runs from base 1 to 576 and encodes 191 amino acids. The transcript is spliced from 4 exons. Lineage: Eukaryota; Metazoa; Arthropoda; Insecta; Diptera; Psychodidae. Gene Ontology annotation, molecular function: GTPase activity; GTP binding. Gene Ontology annotation, biological process: small GTPase-mediated signal transduction. The record is from RefSeq and is a predicted model, not a curated record.
AUGUCGCUGAUCAGAAGUGUUAAACACUUUGUCAUUGUUGGAGAUGGAAGAGUUGGAAAAACGACGCUUUUGUUCACCUACACUAACGGCUUCUACCAGGAAUCCACCGUGCCCACAAUUUAUGAUCGCGAAGAAACGAGCGUGAGGUUCAAUGGUGAAGAUUAUCCGGUUCAAUUUCACGAUACAGCCGGUCAAGAAGACUACGAAAGUGCCAGUAGAUUUGCAUAUUCAGUUGCAGAUGUCAUAAUUCUCUGCUAUGCCGUCCCAGAGAGGAUUUCAUUUGAAAAUAUCGAGCUCAAGUGGAUUCCCAAGAUCAUAAAAGCGAGACCAAAUGUGCCAAUAGUGCUUGUUGGAACCAAACAUGAUGUUAAAACACCCAAUUUUGUCUCCGUACGCGAAGCCACAAAGACUGCUAAUUCGGCCAAUUCAGUUCCAGUGAAACUCUCGUUAAGGAUGGGUGAAAUUGGGGAUUUUAAGCACAUUGUUCUCGUUGGUGAUGGACAAGUUGGCAAGACUUCACUUGUGUACGCCUUCAAGAAUGGAUAUUUCACGGAAUCCUACAUUCCUACAAUGUAA